This is a messenger RNA of Phytophthora nicotianae INRA-310, 1177 nucleotides long. RefSeq lists its product as hypothetical. Bases 492 to 1025 code for a protein of 177 amino acids. Lineage: Eukaryota; Oomycota; Peronosporomycetes; Peronosporales; Peronosporaceae. The transcript has 4 exons. The record is from RefSeq and is a predicted model, not a curated record.
CGCGUCUCCUGACUCCCCCUUGGCCAAAGACAAAGCGCUUGCGAACCAUGCUGCGCAACGUGCUCAUCAUGGCGUCCAGCGGCAUCGUGCUCUUCUCCAAAGAAUAUGCAAACGCCGUCGCCCAGGUAUCAUUCUUCGUCAUUGUCUUGGCUUUCUAACCGUGCAACUUUUACUCUAAAAUUCGAUCUAUGAGCCGACUUUUGACUGAAAAAAAUGUGGACAUGUUUGCAAUGUUUGGUGCAUAUGCUGCGCUUUAGCCUCGAUUAGUCGGCUCCUUAAUCACGGCGAUGCUCGAAUUCUCCAAUAAAGCGAGCGGCGCGCCUGUGUCUUAUAUUCAGAUGUCUUCCGGUGCGUGGAUUCAGUAUUAUUGCUUCGCUAGAAGCGUUUGAAGCUGGAAAGUAUGAACCAUUAUUAACGCUGUGCGCUGUAUUUCGCUGCUGUUAGUGGCCGUGACGGUGGUGACCAAUGAUAAGCACAAGGUCUUCUGCGCCAUGUUCCAUGAUACAACCGACGGAGCGAGUUUGUCGGCGUUCGUGGCGCAGGAGUUGCUGGCAGCGUUCAUUGUGCAGCAUGGGGACGAGCUGGGCAACAUGGGUCACAAUCUGCGGGACUUCCACAGGUUCCAGUACAGAAUACUCAGCGUUAUACGCGAGUCGGUCAAGCCUAUUGUUAGAAAAUUACAAAAGCAGCGGGGAAUAUUGAAGGCGAUGCUCGUGGUAGACGGCGCAGUGACGUGUGCAACAGGAGAUGUGGACCCGAUUGGAGUAUUGGCGAACCUUCAGGCGCUAGUAAAUAGCUCGAUCGAUAUGAUGUCAUUUUCGGGUGACGGGGUGAGCUCCAUGACAAUCCAGAGCGGACGCAACUCAUGUAUACAAGUGAGUGUAGUAGAGGGCAACGAUGCAUUAGUAGUAGUCUACAAGAAGGGUGCACAGGCUUCCAAGAACACGGCAGCAAUAGAGGAGUGCGUUCGAGCACUACGACAUGUAUGCGUAUUAGCACGCACAUUACAGCAAAACUCGCGGUGAUGGAGACAUGACUCCCAUCUCCGCUUCUCGUCUAGUAGUAUUAGCACCAUACAGUUUUCGACAACAGCAUUUUCAGUUUUUACGUACGCCGAGUAGCUAGAGUACCAUGUAUUAUUUGCUUCACUUCAUUGUGGCCUGUUGCGCGUCCAUCG